Messenger RNA from Musa acuminata AAA Group (dessert banana), 948 nucleotides. Its product is annotated as NDR1/HIN1-like protein 6. The record is from RefSeq and is a predicted model, not a curated record. The coding region runs from base 10 to 708 and encodes 232 amino acids. Gene Ontology annotation, cellular component: plasma membrane. NCBI's taxonomy places the organism in Eukaryota, Viridiplantae, Streptophyta, Magnoliopsida, Zingiberales, Musaceae. The transcript has a single exon.
GGCCUUGAGAUGGCUGAGCCCCACAGAAUCCACCCGGCUGCGGUGGACGUCGAAUCUCCACUUCCGUCGCCGUCGCAAGCCGCAAAGAGCGGUGAGAACGACCAACAGCAGCCAAAGAGUUCGAGGAGCCGAUGCUGCAGGUGCCUGUGCUGCACGGUCCUCACCCUUGUCGUCCUCAUCAUAGCCAUUGGCGCCACUGUCGGCAUCCUGUACCUCGUCUUCCGCCCCAAGAUCCCCAAGUACUCCGUCGACCGUCUCACCCUCUCCAACUUCACCGUCGACGACGACACGACCAUCAGCGCCACCUUCAACUUGACGGUCACCGCGAGGAACCCCAACAGGCGGAUCGGCAUCUACUACGGGCACGGCAGCCACCUGAGUGCGUGGUACAACGGCACCAGGCUGUGUACCGGAGCCUUCCCCGUGUUCUACCAGGGCCACCGGAACACGACGGUGGUGAGCCUGUUGCUCGCGGGGGAGACGCAGCUGGGCAGCGGGCUGCUGCAGGAGCUGCAGCAGCAGCAGCAGCAAACGGGGACGGUACUGCUGGACUUCAGGGGAAGUGUGCCGGUGAGGGUGAAGCUAGGGAGGCUGAAGCUUCCGAAGGUGAGAUUCAAGGUGAGGUGCAACAUCGUGGUGAACAGCUUGAGUAGCAGCAACAGCAUCAGCCUCAGAUCAAGCCACUGCAAGUUCAAGUUGAAGCUCUGAUUCCUUUCCUUCUCACAUCUCGACUUCUCUCUUUGUAUCAUCUACCAAUUUAUGUCAUUUGUAUCAGAAGAUGUUGCAUGCAGACAUGUUAAAGCAUAUGCAUGCACGGUCUGAACAUGCCUAGCCAUUAGCUCAGUUUAUUUGCAUUUGAUCAUUGAUAGUAUAUUCUAAUGUAUCUUAAAAUUAUCAUUGAAGUUGAUGAGAAUUUUAAGAUUAUAAAAGAGAGAAGGAAAGAAGAUU